Pelmatolapia mariae (spotted tilapia) is the source of this 2535-nucleotide messenger RNA. RefSeq names its product STT3 oligosaccharyltransferase complex catalytic subunit A (gene stt3a). Bases 91 to 2208 code for a protein of 705 amino acids. NCBI's taxonomy places the organism in Eukaryota, Metazoa, Chordata, Actinopteri, Cichliformes, Cichlidae. The record is from RefSeq and is a predicted model, not a curated record. Gene Ontology annotation, biological process: post-translational protein modification. Gene Ontology annotation, molecular function: dolichyl-diphosphooligosaccharide-protein glycotransferase activity. Gene Ontology annotation, cellular component: membrane. The transcript is spliced from 18 exons.
CGGGAUUAGCUCUUGGUGAGGGUUGUGUGUGAAAAGUGAGUAGCAGGAGCGGAGCGGGUAGUACGGGUAGCUUUCCCUAACCUCGCCAAGAUGACCAAGCUGGGCUUCCUGCGUUUGUCCUAUGAGAAACAGGACACGCUGCUGAAGCUACUGAUCCUGUCUAUGGCCGCUGUCCUCUCAUUCUCCACCAGGCUCUUCUCCGUGUUGAGGUUUGAAAGUGUCAUCCAUGAGUUUGACCCGUACUUCAACUACCGUACCACCCGCUUCUUGGCAGAAGAAGGAUUUUAUAAGUUUCACAACUGGUUUGAUGACAGGGCUUGGUAUCCUCUGGGGAGGAUCAUUGGUGGCACCAUUUAUCCGGGACUGAUGAUCACGUCUGCUGUCCUGUACCAUGUCCUACAUUUUUUCCACAUCACAAUUGACAUCCGUAAUGUCUGCGUCUUCCUGGCUCCCCUGUUCUCCUCAUUCACCGCCAUAGUCACGUACCACUUAACCAAGGAGCUGAAGGAUGCAGGUGCUGGGCUCCUGGCAGCUGCCAUGAUUGCAGUGGUGCCUGGUUACAUCUCUCGUUCUGUUGCUGGCUCCUACGAUAAUGAAGGUAUUGCCAUCUUCUGCAUGCUGUUGACCUACUACAUGUGGAUCAAGGCUGUGAAAACAGGCUCAGUGUAUUGGUCGUCCAUGUGUGCGCUGGCUUACUUCUACAUGGUUUCCUCCUGGGGUGGCUACGUGUUCCUCAUCAACCUUAUUCCCCUCCACGUCCUGGUUCUGAUGCUCACAGGCCGAUUCUCACACCGCAUAUAUGUGGCUUACUGCACAGUCUACUGCCUGGGCACCAUCCUCUCCAUGCAAAUCUCUUUUGUUGGUUUCCAGCCGGUGCAGUCAUCAGAGCACAUGGCAGCCUUUGGCGUGUUUGGUCUGUGCCAGAUCCAUGCUUUUGUGGACUACCUGCGCAGCAAACUCAAUGCUCAGCAAUUUGAGGUGCUGUUCAAGAGCGUCAUCUCUCUGGUGGGCUUUAUCCUGUUGUCUGUAGGUGCUGUUCUCAUGCUGACAGGUAAAAUCUCUCCGUGGACCGGGCGUUUCUACUCCUUGCUGGACCCCUCCUAUGCCAAGAACAAUAUCCCCAUCAUCGCCUCUGUGUCCGAGCACCAGCCUACCACCUGGUCCUCAUACUACUUUGAUCUGCAGCUCCUAGUCUUCAUGUUCCCAGUCGGUCUGUACUACUGUUUUAACAACCUGUCGGAUGCCAGGAUCUUCAUCAUCAUGUACGGAGUCACCAGCAUGUACUUCUCAGCUGUCAUGGUGCGUCUGAUGCUGGUACUCGCUCCGGUCAUGUGCAUCCUGUCAGGCAUCGGCGUGUCCCAGGUUCUAACCACUUACAUGAAGAAUUUGGACGUCAGCCGGCCAGACAAAAAGAGCAAGAAGCAGCAGGAUUCCACCUACCCAAUCAAAAAUGAGGUUGCCAGUGGCAUGAUUCUGGUAAUGGCUUUCUUCCUCAUCACGUACACGUUCCACUCUACCUGGGUGACCAGCGAAGCCUACUCCUCUCCAUCGAUUGUCCUGUCAGCCCGUGGAGGUGACGGCAGCCGCAUCAUCUUUGAUGACUUCAGAGAGGCCUACUACUGGCUGCGCCACAACACUCCUGAGGAUGCCAAAGUCAUGUCAUGGUGGGAUUACGGAUAUCAGAUAACUGCCAUGGCUAAUCGAACCAUUCUAGUGGACAACAACACAUGGAACAAUACUCACAUCUCCAGAGUUGGACAGGCCAUGGCAUCGACAGAGGAAAGGGCCUAUGAGAUUAUGAGAGAGCUUGACGUCAGUUAUGUUCUGGUCAUCUUUGGAGGGCUGACGGGCUACUCUUCAGAUGACAUCAACAAGUUUCUGUGGAUGGUCCGUAUUGGAGGAAGUACAGACACAGGCAAGCAUAUCAAGGAGCACGACUACUACACUCCCACCGGAGAGUUCAGGGUGGACCGCGAGGGCUCACCAAUCCUGCUUAACUGCCUCAUGUACAAGAUGUGUUACUACCGCUUUGGCCAGGUCUACACAGAGGCCAAGCGCCCACCUGGUUAUGACAGAGUGAGGAAUGCCGAGAUUGGGAACAAAGACUUUGAACUGGAUGUACUGGAGGAGGCCUACACAACAGAGCACUGGCUGGUUAGGAUAUACAAGGUGAAAGAUCUGGACAAUCGGGGUCUUUCAAGGACAUAAGGCGCACAGACAGCAGUGAAAACGGCCUUUAAGCGCACUGAACGCCUUCCUCUGUGGUCAGCAGUCAAGCGGGAAAAGAGUACCUUUUUUAUAUGCCUUUUGUUUUGGGGAAGAAAAUGGCAUCACACAUUUCUCCUUAUUCUUUAUAGGUGAUUUUCAUUUUUUAAAUUUUGUUUAUAAUGAAACAUCUCAUCUGGGAUCAGAGGGAGAUGAUGUCAAAACGUCCAGUUUGAUCUAGGAAGUGUAUUUUGCCAAGAGGUGGUCAUUUGUGAGCGGUUGGAAUUUUUACAAUGUGGUCAAUUAAAGUGGGAUUAAAUCGGAAUACAA